AUGGACGCCGUGCCCAUCUCGAAGAAGCUGAUAGCCUUUGGCAGCAAGAAGAUCUACCUACCCAAAUUCACAGUCGCGCUUGUACGGACACCCAAGCUAUCGCCCUACCACGCUCGCUUCCUUGUCCCGCUCGACUUUUCAAAAUAUGAUCUCCGCGACUAUCUCUACCAUGCGUACAACGUCAAAUGUUUCAACAUCCGCUCGUACGUAAAGCAAAUGCCCGUACGGGACACGCGCGAACAGCCACGGCACUGGUUCCGCCCAGAAUCUCAAAAGUACAUGACUGUGGAGAUGGAGCAGCCUUUUGUGUGGCCUGAGAUUCCCGACCUGGAGCCAUGGGGACAACGAGAGAAGCAUAAUGAAGUUGAAGAGGCAACAAGGAUAAAUGGGCCUAUAAACAAUAAUGACAAGCGCGAAGCGGCCCGGAAACUGCGGGAGCAGGCAAUGAAGUUACUAUACAAGGAUGUGGGCCGUCGCGGUGAGAUAUCACAAUUAUCAGAGGAGGUGGAUGCACAGGAUUCGGAGGCUCAGGUGGAGCGAGAGCGGGAAGAGAGGAUGCUGAAGCGUAUGUCCAGAAUAAAACUGUGGGAGAAGGAGAGGACGGGCAAGGCUGUGGAAAGCGACAACCGCAAGCACUACGCCAUUAAGGCAUGA
Molecule: messenger RNA, 654 nt
Organism: Bipolaris oryzae ATCC 44560
Lineage: Eukaryota; Fungi; Ascomycota; Dothideomycetes; Pleosporales; Pleosporaceae
Exons: 2
Coding region: 1-654 (217 amino acids)
Biological process (GO): mitochondrial translation
Cellular component (GO): mitochondrial large ribosomal subunit; ribosome
Molecular function (GO): structural constituent of ribosome
Source: RefSeq, a predicted model, not a curated record